CAUGGCGGCUCCUGGUCCUGUGACUCCCGGGGCACCCUUUGAACCAGCACAGCCCCCAGUCAUUGAGGGCUUUAGCCCCAGUAUCUACAGCACUCAAGAAAGCUUCAAGGAAAAAUUUCUUCGCAAGACCCGCGAGAACCCAAUGGUACCCAUAGAGCUCUGGACUCUUGAGUACGGGAGGCUUACAGCGGGGAGGGGCCUCCGGGGCCGGAACGUGCCACUCCUCACUUACUUUGUCCCCUCCUCAGGCUGCCUGGGCACGGCGGCCGCCCUAACCUACGGCCUCUACUGCUUCCAUCGGGGUCAGAGCCACCGCUCUCAGCUUAUGAUGCGCACCCGGAUCGCUGCCCAGGGCUUCACGGUCGCAGCCAUCUUGUUGGGUCUGGCUGCAUCUGCUAUGAAGUCUCGAUCCUGAGUCCGAGACCUGGCCUUGAAAGUUACGCAGAGACCAUUCCCAGCCCCAGGAGCAACCACUGGUCCCGCUACCUGACUUAUUCCCGCCACUCCCCUGACAAGCCCCUGUAUCAGCGGGGGAGGAAGUGGCCAGUUGUGUAACUGACAGAUGUUUUUUCAGGAAUCUCAGAUUCAGUUCAGUUUGGAUGUUGCAUAGUUCUGUUUGUGCCCCACUUUCUUCACUUCCUACUUAAUAAACUGAUCCACUUGUAGUUUGGUGAAUUC
Odobenus rosmarus divergens (Pacific walrus) is the source of this 678-nucleotide messenger RNA. It is a transcript of the gene HIGD2A, whose product is annotated as HIG1 domain family member 2A-like. NCBI's taxonomy places the organism in Eukaryota, Metazoa, Chordata, Mammalia, Carnivora, Odobenidae. Gene Ontology annotation, cellular component: mitochondrion. The record is from RefSeq and is a predicted model, not a curated record. Gene Ontology annotation, biological process: mitochondrial respirasome assembly. Bases 2 to 415 code for a protein of 137 amino acids. The transcript has 2 exons.